ACUGUAAACAUUACGGUAAAUAUAUGAAACGUGCAGUCGCCCUCUAGUGUCUAAGACAGGAACUUGAGUGAGUGACUUAAGUGAUCAAAGGUAGUGGACUGCGUAGUAACGCGGCUGCGGCAGGAAUGUCUAUGUGGCUGAAUGAUGGUGAAGUGCUGGUGGGCCAAGGCAGGGGUGAGGCGGUCCCACUAAGCCCCAGAUUGAGGAGCCUACCGUCUGGCAGCCCCAGGCUGAGUCAAAGACGUAGCCCGCUGGCCUCACCACAUGCCAGAGAGCCGACGCCGCUGAGCCCACAGGCAGAGACCAUGGGCAAAGCCAAAGAGCUCUUUGUCCUGUGUGACAAAGAGGGGAAAGGGUUCAUCACAAAACGGGACAUGCAGAGGUUAGAAGGCGAGUUGCCGCUCUCCCCAGAACAACUGGAGACUGUGUUUGAAAGUUUGGACCGAGAGAACAAUGGAUUUCUCACUCCUGUUGAGUUCAAAACAGGACUUGGUGAGCUGAUGGGUGUGGAUGAAACGGCUGAGCUGAGCCCAGAUGGAUCGGAGGCAGAGAGGGACGAUGUAGACUGGUCCCAGGACCCAACCGCAGCCAGAUUUGUCAACAUACUAAUGGAGCUGGGAGCUGACAAGAUGUUCAAAGACAAGCAGGAGCUUUUCACCCUGUGGUGUGAGCUCCAGAGAGACAGCCCAGAGCUGCUCAGUGCCCUGGAGUCUCUGUUAGUCCACGCCGUGUCCAACCUGCAGGACGCCAUCAGAGAGAGAGACACUCUGGAACAAGCUCUUCUCAGAAGGGAGAGCGAACAUGACAAGAUGGUCCGAUCCAUAUAUGAAGAAAUGGAAAGCCAGAUCAGGGAGGAAAAAGAGAAAUGGGCCGCUCAGGUACAGGACAGCUUAAAGGAGAAGCAGAGAGGCCAACAGCUGGAGGAGGAGCUGAAGACACGGGAGCAGGAGUUGGAGAACACAAUAAACAAGCAGAAAGAGCUUGAGACCAGAAUCCGAACACUGAAUUGUGAGCAAACCAACAUCAGGGAGCAGAACCGGCAGCUGCGGCGCCUCAACAGCCAGUUGCAGGAGCAGGUGGAGAGCAGCAGAGAGAGGCUGCAGUCCGCACUGCGUCAGCUCAGCCUGCUGCAGGCCAACGCCGCUCAGGAACAGGUGGCCCGACAGAGGAAUGUAAUGAGGGUAUCAAGAAACAUCAAAAAGGAAAAGGAAAGUCUGAUGAGGCAACUUGAGAUAUUAAGGGAUAUGAACAGGAGGUUGCGAGAUGAGAAAGAUGCCCAGCAAUCACUUAAGCUGAAUCCAAACGUCACCAAGUCUCUGCAGAAGAGAGGGUCAAUAUUAGGCAACUACUUGCAGCAAGACAAGCCAGUAGGAAGACAGCUGAGCUCUUCUGAAGAGUUGGAAUUGACUGAUACAAAAGAGGUCACAGAUUCAUCCAAGACCUGUCUACCGUCAUGUAAAGUCCUAGAUGAAAAUGUUGAACAGAUUCAAACUCAGAGCAGACUUGUCGGUCUACAACGAGUGUUUAAGGUGGUGUUUCUGGGUAACUCGGGGGUCGGUAAGACCUCCUUCAUCCGGCAUUACUGCACUGGAAACUACUGCAGUAAAAUGAGUUCGACUGUGGGUGUAGAUUUCCAGAUGAAGACUUUAAUUCUGAACUCCACCACUAUCACAUUGCAGCUGUGGGACACUGCGGGCCAGGAGAGGUAUCGCAGCAUCACUGAACAAUAUUACCGAAAGGCAGACGGCAUCCUUGCCAUGUAUGACGUAACUCACAGGGCCUCCUUCAGUGCGGUGAGAGGAUGGAUGGAUUCCGUCAGGGAUAAGAUGUGUGAUGGGACUGUGCUGAUGCUGCUUGGAAACAAACUGGACUUGGCAGACAAUAACAACAGAGAAAUCACAAGACCGGAGGGGGAGAGGCUGGCAGAGGAUUACCAGGCUUUGUUUCAUGAGUGUAGUGCCAAGACUGGGUAUUACAUGGACGAGCUGAUGGUUCACCUGGCUGAGAUGCUGGUGACCAAGGAUGAUCGGCAGUGUGAAGACGCUUUUUUACUGACAGAGGACACAGCUCAGAGAAAUUGCUGUGCUCUCAGUAAAAAGAAGAUUUGAUGCUUUUGGAAAGCUUUGUUACAAAAAUUAAAAU
Molecule: messenger RNA, 2142 nt
Organism: Poecilia latipinna (sailfin molly)
Lineage: Eukaryota; Metazoa; Chordata; Actinopteri; Cyprinodontiformes; Poeciliidae
Gene: cracr2b
Product: calcium release activated channel regulator 2B
Exons: 18
Coding region: 126-2108 (660 amino acids)
Molecular function (GO): GTP binding; GTPase activity; calcium ion binding
Source: RefSeq, a predicted model, not a curated record